AUGGACGAAAUUUUAGCUAAAGCGAGCAACCAGGCCGUAUCCUUUGCUAUUAGGUCUGGUAUUACCCUUGCAUCUGGUUAUGCCAUCAAAACCGUGUCGAAGCUUAUGGAUAAGAUGCCCGCAGCAGAAAGAGAUCCCUUGUUUUACUCGAAAGCAAAAUUGGACACAAAGCUACGCAGCGUUACUGAAAUUAUAUCCUUGAUAAAACUAGAUAACGACUCGAGAAAUUCAAUUUUGGAACCCACAGUGGAACUAAUUCAGAGUCUUGAAAAAGAAAUAAAUGACUUCAACAGUCGGAUGCGGGCUGUUGUGGAAGAGACGACUAAAGUGGCAUCCAAGGAUUCCAUUAAUAUUAUUAAGAAGGAGCUUGCGUGCCUUCAUUCGUCAUUGAACGAGAUCGUACCAUUCCUCAGUCUAGCAUUGAACGCCACAAGCUUGUGUGCCAAUACCUUCAGAGGAUUAACAUCUAUUUCCAACCUCAUGAUUGCCUCGAGUCAAAUACUUAGCCCGCGAGCAGGAACCGCGAGAUAUGUGGGACCAAAAUUCGAUCUUAAAUUCUUCUCCGUUUUUUAUAAUGCAAGCGUUCUCAAGUCUCUUGAUACCAAAUCGAAUGCACUUACUUGGAAAGAAGAGUUCGCCAGAUGCGAAGUGCAGUUGGUGGAGAGGAAACGUGAUACUGGAGAAUUCUACUUCACGCUUGAUGUAACAGAGAGUUUUGACGACAAUCGAUACCAUGACGAGGAGCCUCCCCAGUCGAGGCAAUUCGAUAUUCACGACGUGGUCCGCCAAUUUUUCACGGUCAGCGGAAAGAUUCUCAAGCUCGAGACAUCUGAUUCGCCGGUAUUGGUGAUGAAAGUCAAAAAGCAUUCAGAAGGGUUCGAUUACAUCGCUUUUUCGGAAUACAAAAAGGGUCUAGAUGAUUCUGACUCCGAGAGUAAUUGCUCAAGUGACAAUGAAACCUCGGAAGACAAACGUUUAGGAGGCGAAGUCUCGAGAAGGAAUGACCUAACGAAGCAGCCUAAUCAACUGACUUCACAGAUGCGCCCAAAUACGUUAGCAACAUUUCAUUAUCUUAUAAUGAUGGCCUCCAUUGAGCAAGCUGAACAAUGCCAAAUCUGUGAAGUGAAAGAUGAAAAGCUUUUGAAGUUCCUCUCAAGUGGUGGGCUCUAUUCAUCAGGACUCUCAUCGCGCAACGAGAGAGCGGCAGUGAGCAAUCAGGAUUUAGACUUGGAGUCAAACACAAUGCGUCUCAAUAAACUUAGUCUACAAGACUAA
This is a messenger RNA of Candidozyma duobushaemuli, 1275 nucleotides long. RefSeq lists its product as uncharacterized. Gene Ontology annotation, cellular component: cytoplasm; nucleus. Gene Ontology annotation, molecular function: GTPase regulator activity. The coding region runs from base 1 to 1275 and encodes 424 amino acids. The transcript has a single exon. NCBI's taxonomy places the organism in Eukaryota, Fungi, Ascomycota, Pichiomycetes, Serinales, Metschnikowiaceae. The record is from RefSeq and is a predicted model, not a curated record.